This is a messenger RNA of Necator americanus (New World hookworm), 525 nucleotides long. RefSeq lists its product as uncharacterized. Lineage: Eukaryota; Metazoa; Nematoda; Chromadorea; Rhabditida; Ancylostomatidae. Bases 1 to 525 code for a protein of 174 amino acids. The record is from RefSeq and is a predicted model, not a curated record. The transcript is spliced from 7 exons.
AUGCGCUUGUUUGCGAGCGCGUUUAUCCAACUGGAAGAGUUUUAUUGGAUACGAGCUCAGGUUUCCUUGCAAUUUUGCCGAAAGCUCCUCCUCAUAUCAAUCGAUGUUGUGUCAAGCGUACCUGACCUAAAACAGUGUUAUCAUCACGUAAAUAAGCAGCACUGUUGUCUGCCUCCGAGCACACACACACACCCACAUCCAGGCACGUCAUCGAUCGUUGUUUCGGAGGUCCUGGGCCCCAUUUUGAUGAUGGAAUUGCCUGCUUAUUCCGCUUUCCUAAUGCUGCAAGCUGGAGGCACACUCUCAUCGCUGCGGUACUGCGCAAACAUGUUUUAUAUCGAAUCGAUACCUUUAAAAAUGUCAGUGGCCGGUGCUCAUUUUUUUCCUGAUCCACAGCCAUACGGCGUUCGUCGCGGUCGCCUGCGCAAAUAUAAGUUCUACCUACUAUGUGUAUCUAUACAACAAACAGUGUGCUUUACGAAAACAACGUUGAGGUUAUCCUAUCAGGCAACUUGUUAUGCUUAA